CUGUGCAUUGAAUGGAAAAUAUACGUAAACGGGGAAAUCCUUCGCGUUUUUAAUUGUUAUUUCAGCUGUGCAUUUAAGUAAUUAGUGAUUAAAAGUGCUAAAAAUUCUUAAUCAUGGCUUCUAUUCCCCUAAUGUAUGCUCAGGAAGACUGUGAACUUGGUGGGAAAGAAAACAUUGAGGAUGACUUCGCUUACCGGAAUAACGUGAUGAACGCGGACAAGGAGAUCCGGCUGGGCUUCGUGCGGAAGGUGUACGGGCUGCUCACGGUGCAGUUACUGGCGACCACCGCCAUCGCCAGCGUGUUCCUGCUCGUCAAACCGGUGCAGGGGUUUAUACACGAGAACAACUGGAUGGUGUUCGUCGCGUUUAUCCUGAGCAUGAUCACGCUGUUUGCUCUUAUCGCCAAGCGCCGAGACUCCCCCGCUAACCUCUACCUGCUGGCUGGCUUUACCAUAGUGCAGGCAUACUCCAUCGGCGUGGUGGUGUCUUACUGUGACACAGCGGUGGUGCUGCAAGCACUGGCGAUCACCCUUACUGUCGUGUUCGCUCUCACGUUGUACACGCUCAACACCAAACGUGACUUUUCCUUCAUUGGAUACGGACUCGUCGCCGGCCUCUGCGUACUAAUCGUGGGCGGUAUCCUGCAGAUAUUCAUCCAAAGCUCCCUCUUCGAGAUCGCUCUGUCCUUAACCGGAGCAGUCCUUUUCAGUCUUUUCCUGAUCUUCGACACACAGCAGAUGAUGACCCAACUCUCCCCAGAAGAAUACAUCUUAGCCACAAUCAACUUGUAUAUGGAUAUCUUGAAUCUGUUCCUGUACAUUCUGCGUAUACUGAACGAAUUAAAUAGGAAUUAAAUGUGUGUGAGAUAUGCCCUUGUUGUGGCAGUCGCAAGUUAAAAACCAGUCGACAUUUUUCUUUUUAGGACCCCGUUUGGGAGUAACGUAUCACCAUUCCAUUUUGUUUUUAAAUUGACUAUUAAGAGGCAUGGCCAGUUAAUAAAUUUCAUUGGGUAAGGACCUUAAGACAAGAUUCAAAAUUUAGUGGGACCUUUUUUGCAUCUACGAACUAGUAUGAGAAAUAAUAUCUAGUGACUGCCACAAAUCACUCAAUGGGCAAUAUUCCUUAGAGUUUGCAUUCGGCACGCCUUAGUGAAUGUUCUGUCCUAUAUGUUUGAUAGAUCACACUAUGAGUAUUAUUAUUAUGUAUGCCGCUCCCACAAAAUAUAAGUACUGACGAUUAGAUUAAUUUUGAAUCGACUUUGUAAAUAACUUUAAUUUCAAUGAAGUAAGGUACAAAAUUGCACAAUCUCGUGUAUAAACUGCAGUUCCAUCUUGCAGUUUUAGAGUCCGUUUGUACCUGCAUAUUAUAAACAAUAUAUUUUAUGUGUAUAAAUUCACACCUGAAGAGGUAUAAAAUACAAGUAAAAUUACAUAUAUCUAUAAAAUCUAGUGAAGAAUUUAUUUAAAAUUUCAUAUUAACACGAUUCGUGUUCCAUACAGAUUCAGCAUGAUCUCGACAUAAGUAGAAGCCCUAAUUUUUUCCCUAAAACAACAAAAUGUAUGCAAAAUGCAUUUAAAAUUGUUAAUAUUAUGUAUUGUAAUUUUAUGUGACUGGGACGGCUGUGAAAUGUUUAUUUUUGUUGAAUUUUAUGACGGUCCUUACAAAUAUAUUGUGUUAACCCGUUGCCUAUUUCGCUUGGUCGAAGGAAAUUCCUUUUUACCCCCCUUUUGUUUUGCGACACCAUAUUCACUUGUUUUGCUGAUGUUCAUAUGUUUAUCACAAGACUACAGCAAAACAAUUGUAACUUGUUGUAACCCACUCAAAGGGGAUUUAGGACUGUCAAAUGGUUAAUAUCUUUAAACAAUAAAAUUGCAGCUUUUUAGUAGACCAAGUAAGAUAGACAACGAGUUAACGCUCCAAGUAUUCAUGAGUAUUAUUUUGUUAAAUAUACAUAUUUCAAAACAUACUUUUGUAAAAUAAGCGUGGUAAUUAAUGUGUCACACGUCUUGAAUAGAAUAGUGUAUUUCUCAUGAAUAUUAGCACAAAAAUAAAUGUGUACUGUAACCGCGUGUUGUUGGAUAAUAUAAAUAAAAUCUUUAUUUUA
Molecule: messenger RNA, 2104 nt
Organism: Ostrinia furnacalis (Asian corn borer)
Lineage: Eukaryota; Metazoa; Arthropoda; Insecta; Lepidoptera; Crambidae
Product: protein lifeguard 4
Exons: 6
Coding region: 114-854 (246 amino acids)
Biological process (GO): negative regulation of apoptotic process
Cellular component (GO): membrane
Source: RefSeq, a predicted model, not a curated record